Molecule: messenger RNA, 644 nt
Organism: Nilaparvata lugens (brown planthopper)
Lineage: Eukaryota; Metazoa; Arthropoda; Insecta; Hemiptera; Delphacidae
Exons: 2
Coding region: 1-393 (130 amino acids)
Source: RefSeq, a predicted model, not a curated record
AUGGCAAUUUUUGAAUUGGUAAAGGAUGUGAUGUUGGCUUUGGAUGGUUCACACAAUCCUACAGAUCAGAAUCUCCAACAAGUCGGAGGACAUAUUCUUUCAGAGGAAGAGAACACAAAGUUGCAUGAAAGUCAUCUGCCAAGGGAUAUGCACUCCGAGGAUGUGAACUCGGUGUUCGGCAUUGGAGGGACGGCAACCGAGGUCUAUCACGACUCCGACAUCGGAGGUCCGUUGAUGAUCAAGAAGCCAAUCGACAAUGUUCCGCCGCGGUUCUAUCUGUACGGAAUUCGCUCCUUCGAGGCGGAAACAGCUGUGCCUCCCUACGCCUCGACCUUUGUUUACACCAAGGUCAGCCAUUAUCUCGAAUGGAUACUGGACAACAUUAGUGAAUGAUAAUAAUUAUUGGACUAAAGCUAGUGGAUGAUAUCAUUUACACAAUGAUUGGUCUCAGAUAUCUGCUUAGAUCCUAAAAGUGAAUGUAUUUCGUCAACUUGAUAGCACUAGUGAAUGAUAUCAAUUACACAAUAAUUGUUCUCAGAUAUCUACUUAGAUCGUAAAUGUGAAUGUAUUUUCUUAGGCUCUCUUAUUGGAGGAAUUCAUCUUCCGUAAAAUAAAAGAGAAAAGUAAAGCAAAUUAUACCAAAA